AAAUGUGGCGACGAGUGAAAAAAAUUGGAAUAGAAAAAUCCAAGGUAUAAAUAUAAGACCAACCCAGAGUGCACAGCACAAGUGACAAGUAAUUUGAUGUCAGACGACACACGCACAGAUUAGUUAGCUCGAGGCAUCAGAAGAACUGAAGCAAGUUCAAACUCUAGCCUUAGAAGGCGCCAGAUCGAGGCAUGUGCGCAUGCAUGAGCGGAUGCAAAGCUUAUCCUAGCUGCAUGCCGGCCAUGGCGUGCGGCGGCGGCGCUGCGAGGGAGUGCUUCUCCUCCGGCUCCGCCAGCAACACCGGAGAGGCGGUACCGGGUCCGGGAGAGGAUCAGUUCCGGGUGCCAUACCACGGCAAGCCGUUCCUGUCAAGCCCGGCCGCCAUGGGCGAUCUCCGGCACACCGCCGCCUGUGCCGGCAACGACGAACCGAAUCCGCUGCUGCCGUCGACGGCUCUGCCGGUUCCGAAGAAGACGAAGAAGAAGAGGAGCCUGCCGGGGACACCAGACCCGAGCGCGGAGGUGAUCGCGCUGUCGCCGACGACGCUGAUGGCGACGAACCGGUUCGUGUGCGAGAUCUGCCACAAGGGCUUCCAGCGCGACCAGAACCUGCAGCUGCACCGCCGCGGCCACAACCUCCCCUGGAAGCUCCGCCAGCGCGGCUCCGGCUCCGGCUCCGGCGAAGGGCCCGGCAGCCUGCCGCGGAAGCGCGCGUACGUGUGCCCGGAGCCCUCGUGCGUGCACCACGACCCCCGGCGCGCGCUGGGCGACCUGACGGGCAUCAAGAAGCACUUCUCCCGCAAGCACGGCGAGAAGAAGUGGCGCUGCGAGCGCUGCGGCAAGCGCUACGCCGUGCACUCCGACUGGAAGGCCCACUCCAAGCUCUGCGGCUCCCGCGAGUACCGCUGCCACUGCGGCACCCUCUUCUCCAGGAGGGACAGCUUCGUGACGCACCGGGCCUUCUGCGACGCGCUGGCGCAGGAGAACAACAAGAUGGCGCGGCCGCUGAGCAUGGCCACCGUGGCCUCGGCGCUUCAGGGCCAGGGGGGACAGGGACAGCAGCACGGUCUCCUGCAGCCAUCGGCGGCGUCUGAUCGGACCCAAGACGUGGGGAUCGACAUCGACAACAACGACACCGCCGACGGCGACGGCUUCGGCACGGACGCCAAGAGCCCGCACCUGAAGAUGUUCUCCGACACCGCCGCCGAAGACGACGACAACCCGCUUGGCUGCAUGCUCUCCAGCCUCGGCGGCGCUGCGCCAUACUCGCCUUCCCCCGCCACCAUGGCCGGGACCAAGCUCAGCUUGCUCGGCCUAAGCGGGCCAAGCGACUCUUCCAUGGGCUUUUCUCCAUCUGGGCUAGCAAGCAUGUCGGCCACGGCGCUGUUACAGAAAGCAGCCCAGAUGGGCGCCACGACGUCGAGCGGCUACGGCGUGGGCCUCGGGUCUACCAUGGCUGGGCUGGCCUGUCAACCGAAUCCAGGCCCGUUUGAGCCCAUGAGACCGCUCGGCCCGUACGAUGGGCUACCGUUACGCGGGGCGCACGUGGUUGGGUUCGACGUGGGCGGGCUGAUGCCGGGCCAGCUCUACGGCGACGAGGCCCAUGAUAUCGGCGCGAUGACAAGGGCCGUACGGUCGAUGACGAAACGCGAGAGCCAGAUGGAGCCUCGGCAAGCGGAGGAGGACGGACGUGUGGUAGACUACAUGGGUGUCCAGAACCAGACGGCCUUUGGUGGUAUCAGCCCGUUUGCGCAUCAUUUGGACCCAUGGGCCUAAGAUUUUAAUUACGGUGGAAUUAACACGAGGGCGUAAUGUACAAUUUAUUUCGAGGCACUUCAUGUUCAUAGUCCCUUUUCCCUAUUCCCUCAAAAAUAUUCUCUGUUGGAACCAUAUUUCCAGGCCUCUGCACAAUGGAAAGUUUUAUUGCAACCGGACCUACAACGGAUAGGAAACGGUGAUUAGAGAUUAGCAAAAAAAAAAGGAAACAGGGCUUAGAAAGAAGGCAAGAGAAAAACAAUAUUAGGCCCAACCUCCUAUCUGGGCUGUGCCCAAUCUUGGCUGGGCCGACCAACAUGGCCCAAGAAGAUGGUUCCGGAAACCCUAGCCAACCAGCCCCCCUAUAUAAGCUCGCUGCGGUGUCCAUCCCCUGCGCCUCCAGUCUUUGAAUCCUCAGGUUUGUUAUGUGUGAGAUGCGUUUUCUGUCGAUUUCUCCUACUAAAUCAUCAUCUGUUUCUUCUUCCUGUGUUGUUCGAUGAUCUUGUGUUUUCGUUGUAAUCUCCGUGAAUCGCUAGAUCUAACCAGAGGCUGUGACGACGAAAAAUACCUACCUAUUUUCUGAGGGAUUUCGAUCCCUCUGCAGAGAAACCAAUUCAAUCUUCUGAGCCUUGCAAGAUCUCUGCAAUUUUUCUUCUCUGCUCCCUGGUUUCUAUCUUGUUAUACUUUUGAUCUUUUGGCCCUUUGGAUGAGCAAACAUCUAGUUGAUGUGAUGAUAAGAUUUCACAGAAAAUCAAUUAGUGAUGACCAAAAAUUACAGACUACAAUUAUCUGAUCAACUACAGAAUACUUGCUAAACGGCCUUUUUUUCCUUAUGAAUCCUUGGCAUAUUUUUUUUUCUCAGUUGUUCGAUCCGUGCACAAUAAGCCGAUGCUCUGGACGAGAGUAGGAAGGAAGCAUGGUAAUGUGCACGGAGAUUGAUUGAACUUUUGGUCUGCAUGUCUGCUCGACGUGAUGCCUUCGGGCUUUGAACUCGCGGGCCUGGAUUUGACCCACAUUACUCAAAACAUCGCUCUAAGAUUUGUUCUUCCACAAAAUCGUUCUAUGUAAGAUCAACAUCGACAGCACAAUUGAAUCACCAUGUUAACCGUAGGAGAAUAAUUCAUGUGGUGCUCUAGUGUUUGUGCAGUUCGUCUGUCCUGUGUGUGAGCCUUGUGGUCGGUGGUAUCAACUCUCAAGCCUGCCUUCCUCUGCUCCGGUGGCUAAUUAGCCAGUCACACACUGCAGCCACCUCCAUGGCAGCGAUCUCUGUGUGAAUGGUCAGUAAGCUCACCCAGAUUAACUCGUUUUGUUGUGUCCAUUGAAGGAAUGACUAUUCAUCGUGCUUCCUGCUAUGACACAUCAACUCACACGAUUACAUCUCCCAGCUACUACUCCCUCCGUCACAGAUUGGCAUGGUUUUGAACUAGCUCUAAUACAAAACCGUGCCAAUCUUUAUGGAAUGGAGGGAGUAUUAGUUUAGAGCAUUGCAAACACCAUUAUUCAGAUGCUAAAAUUUUACAUUACCACGAUGAUAUCUGGCUGGCCCCAGUCUGAUGGCUCCCAACCAUCCAUCUGCUUCCGCUGUAAAGCCCGUCCCAACUAAAUACAACAGCAUGAACACAAGAUAUGCUUAACGAAGACUGUCAAGAGAUCCUUUGCGAUAUCAAAGGUAGUUGCAGGUAAGAUUCGCUGGUGCCGAGGACAAGGAAGCUGGAGCUGAGAGCGUGUUUGCCACUUCAGAGUUCAGACCAAGUGUGUAGAAACCGGAUGCAAUGGUACUUCUCUCAAGUGGAAAGCUUUCACUGUCAAAAUAACCAUAAGCAUAGUCCUGUUCUGAAAAUAGAGAAUGUAUGUACAGUUCAUAUGAUCGUUUAAAAAAAAUGUACAGUUCAUCGGCA
Brachypodium distachyon (stiff brome) is the source of this 3652-nucleotide messenger RNA. RefSeq names its product protein indeterminate-domain 2. Bases 192 to 1775 code for a protein of 527 amino acids. The record is from RefSeq and is a predicted model, not a curated record. Gene Ontology annotation, molecular function: DNA-binding transcription factor activity. The transcript has 3 exons. Lineage: Eukaryota; Viridiplantae; Streptophyta; Magnoliopsida; Poales; Poaceae. Gene Ontology annotation, cellular component: nucleus.